UCAUUCGUGAAUAUUGAUCGACAGUUGGUAUUACUGAACGGAACUGCCUGCUGUAUCGACCAAUAGCAAUGCGGCAUUUGUAUUCUGUUUCACUUCACCACUCAGAAAUUGAACAUUCCAAAGGCCGGUCUCCUCCCUCUCGGUGUUCUUUGUUGUCGCUCGCCGCACCCAAAUAAAACACAAAAUGCUGUCCGCCGCCAGAUUGAUCGCCCCUGCAGCCAGGUCUGCCAUCUUCAGCAACACAGCCCUCGUGCGACCACUGGCUGCCAUCCCCUCCAACACACAUGUUGUCCCUGCUGCUCCAGCUCAGCUGUCAGCAGUGAGGUCCUUCCAGACCACCUCGGUCACCAAGGACAUUGACUCUGCGGCUAAAUUCAUUGGUGCUGGCGCAGCGACAGUGGGAGUAGCUGGCUCUGGCGCGGGAAUCGGAACGGUGUUCGGCUCCCUGAUCAUCGGUUACGCCAGGAACCCCUCCCUCAAGCAGCAGCUGUUCUCAUACGCCAUCUUGGGUUUCGCCUUGUCUGAGGCUAUGGGUCUCUUCUGUCUUAUGAUGGCGUUCCUGCUGUUGUUCGCUUUCUAAGCUACUUACUUUUAAGAACACUACUACUGCCAUCCCACAUGACGAGGUUUCAGUGAAUACUAUCUGGAGUGGACGGCCAUGGAAUCGAAUGUGUGGAAACCUCACCCUCAUAGUGAUGCAUGGACUGAUGUGUAUAAGUGUUACACUUACCAGUGCGCGUCAUCAGGAAUGCAAUUUAUUUAAUUAUGUAGUAUAAAAGAAAAUCUGCAAAUAAAAUGUUGUACGUAAACAUUACGUUGAUGCUACUGUUUUUUCUAUUCCUGAUAUUGUAGACUGUUCUGAAUCAUGUUAAACAAUUAGCUUCAUGUCAAAAGUCGGCGACAAUAUUAUUUUGAGCCAGUGAUUGCGUAUAUUUGCGUGAGUAUUGUCAUCGAUUUUUGUAGUGAGUUUAUCCUGUUCGAGAAUGUCGGCAUCUGUAUUGUACAUUUUUAGGGCGAUUAAAUGAUACAAAACCAAAA
Molecule: messenger RNA, 1038 nt
Organism: Helicoverpa zea (corn earworm)
Lineage: Eukaryota; Metazoa; Arthropoda; Insecta; Lepidoptera; Noctuidae
Gene: ATPsynC
Product: ATP synthase lipid-binding protein, mitochondrial
Exons: 4
Coding region: 185-580 (131 amino acids)
Biological process (GO): proton motive force-driven ATP synthesis; proton transmembrane transport
Molecular function (GO): proton transmembrane transporter activity
Source: RefSeq, a predicted model, not a curated record